Molecule: messenger RNA, 465 nt
Organism: Pieris macdunnoughi
Lineage: Eukaryota; Metazoa; Arthropoda; Insecta; Lepidoptera; Pieridae
Source: the annotation of a GenBank genome assembly
AUGGCUCGCAACCGUUUAAGAAAUGAAAAGGAUAAAAAACGAGGGUUCAAAGGUAUUGCCCCGGACGAUUUCGCCUACUGGGAUCCAUAUUAUAUAGACUCGGAGCCGGUCCAAAGAUUCAAGAAGGAUGUGGAGGUGUAUGAUGCUUUGGAUGAAGGGUUGACGACUGAAAGUACAUCGACAGCUCAGGGUGUAGAUCCAGAAAUAGGACCCGCCAUUGCGCUGACUUGCGUAUUCGGGGCUGCAUUUAUUAUACUACCAUUUUUCGUAAGAAAAGGACCCAAUCGCGGGUUAACCCAAUGCAGUAUAAUGCUUACGGUUUUCUGUAUGUGGAUUUUCUGGGUGACAGUAUACAUCGGUCAGAUGAAUCCACUUAUGGGCCCGAGACUUGAGAAUACAUCGGUUGCGUGGAUUGCACAUAAACUGGGCAAUCAAGUUGAACGAUCGUCUAAUGGUUCGUCUUGA